Molecule: messenger RNA, 543 nt
Organism: Pseudovirgaria hyperparasitica
Lineage: Eukaryota; Fungi; Ascomycota; Dothideomycetes; Acrospermales; Acrospermaceae
Exons: 2
Coding region: 1-543 (180 amino acids)
Source: RefSeq, a predicted model, not a curated record
AUGGCUACCUUACAAUCAAAUAUGUCACUCCCUUGGAGCUCCUCAGAUGAGGUCAGUUGGCGUCAAAACACAUCAUAUUACGCAACAACGUCGACCGAGCAAAAGGCCACACGAAACUCAAGAUUCAGUCCAUUUUCAGCUUGUGACUCUACGCCUGAGCUUGUCGCCGAUGAGUCGGCCGACAGCACUGACAGUUCGCCCGGUUCUCCAGUAUCUCAGUACGCGGACGAUGACGUCCAUGUUGAGGAUUCCGAUUACAAUACUACGAGCGUGUCCAGAGUAACGAAAACUAGACCCGAGUCGAUACCAGCAAUGGAACUGAGCAAGGACUGGUGCGGACGAGAAUGGGACCGACCGAAUAGGUCAUCCACAGGUAGUCCAUUAUCAAACGAGCUUCAGCCAGAGCAUUGUAGAAAAGUGAAGAAAGUGGCAACAUAUGCCCUUAAAAUGAAGAGCACCAAGACUGGGAGAGAACAUACCGUCUUGGUGAAUUUGCACAACAAAAAGGAUGUUGCGCUUGCACAUUUGGAAUCAAAGAUGUGA